Ipomoea triloba (trilobed morning glory) is the source of this 414-nucleotide messenger RNA. Its product is annotated as GDSL esterase/lipase At5g03610-like. The record is from RefSeq and is a predicted model, not a curated record. NCBI's taxonomy places the organism in Eukaryota, Viridiplantae, Streptophyta, Magnoliopsida, Solanales, Convolvulaceae. The transcript has 3 exons. Gene Ontology annotation, molecular function: hydrolase activity, acting on ester bonds. The coding region runs from base 1 to 414 and encodes 137 amino acids.
AUGGUGGAAAAAGUUUGUUUCUCCAUCUUCUUAUGUCUCUCAGCUUGUUUAAUUAUAACCAUCCAUUUCCCAGAGGUAGCUGGUACAAGGAGACAACCACAGGAUAAAUUUAUCCUCAAUGGCCCCGAAAAGCUAUUUGUUUUCGGUGACUCCUAUGCUGACACGGGUAAUUGGCCACCUACUGAUGCUUCCAUGCCUUGGAGGGAGCCUUAUGGUGUGACUUUCCCUGGCAACCCUUCUGGCAGAUGGUCUGACAGUCGCGUUCUCACCGAUUACAUAGCUGCAUAUCUGAGAAUAGGAUCCCUACAGCCCUACAGUUUGUGGAAAGGGGAUGGGGAAGCAAAGCAAUAUGGGAUGAAUUUUGCAUAUGGAGGGACAGGUGUGUUUGACACAUACGUUGACGGUCUGUGUUGA